AUGGGCAGCGUAGGAGAUGCAGGAGUCCCUCAGGAUGAGUCUCGAUCCAACGUGAUGGAAGUCGACGUUUUGAUCGUGGGCGCUGGGCCAUCUGGAGCAUCGUUGGCAUGUUUUCUCGCAUCUCACGGCAUCAAGGGCCUGAUGAUCUCAAAUUGGCCGUCGACUUCGCACAUCCCAAAAGCGAACUACACCAACAUGGCUGCUUUUGAGUGUCUCCGAGCCAUUGGACUGGAAGAAGAUGCAAAGAAAGUAGCCUACCCGAUCUCUCAGUUUUCGACAUACCACAGAAUCUGCAAAAGCCUUGCUGGCGAAGAGAUAUAUCGAGCAUAUGCGUUUGGCAACGAUCCGCAUCGACAUGGUGACUACUCCGAUGCUAGCCCUUGUGAGAUCAUGAGCCUCCCACAGCGAGAGCUGGAGCCAAUUCUCAUUCGUUAUGCGACACAGAACGGAUUCGUAUGUCGGUUUGAUACCGAGCUCGCUGCGUUUCAGCAGCAUGAAGACCAUGUGGAGAGCACAAUCAUCGACCUAGUCACUGGCAAUCAGACCUUAGUCCGAUCCAAGUACCUUUGCGGCGCCGAUGGAGCUUCUAGUAAAGUUGUUCGAGAAUUGGAUUUGCCUAUGAACGAUCGGAAAGGGGGAGGAUUAUCGAUAAAUUUACUUGUAGAAGCAGACCUUACUCAUCUCGUCAAAGACUCUCCUGGUCUGCUGCAUGUCAUGACGAGACCCGAUUUGCCUCAGCCGUACUACGGAAUAUUGGGCAUGGCACGAUUCAUCAAGCCUUGGACGGAAUGGGUCAUCGUUCUGAUCUGUCGCCCCGGGACUACGAAAAUCACAGCCACAACCGAAGAAAUUAUGACCAGAGCAAGAGAGCUGCUCGGAGACGACAACGUCGACAUUAAGUUGAAAAACAUGUCUAUCUGGAGGACAAACGAAUGCUAUGCAGAGCAGUACAGUAAAGGCCGUGUGCAUUGUCUGGGCGAUGCUGUACAUCGACACCCACCACAGAAUGGCCUUGGCUCAAAUACUUGCAUCCAAGAUGCCUUCAACCUUAGCUGGAAGAUGGCGUAUGUCCUGAAAGGUCUCGCUAACCCAUCGCUACUUAAAACUUACAACGAUGAGCGGCAGCCGAUUGGGAAGUACAUCGUCGGUCGGGCGAAUGACACUGGACGCCUGCACUUCGCACUUUUCAAAACGCUGGGCUUGACCGAAACCGAUCCUUCGCGCAAGUCUGAAAUCGCGGCUCAAUUCGAGCAGGACUCUCCGGAGGCCCAAGUUAGACGCAAUGCGUUUCGUCGGGCUGUCAAAGGCUUGGAUGAAGAGCGACAUGCUCUCGGUGCUGAGAUGAACCAGGCGUACGAAUCCCUUGCAGUCUACUUAGACGAUGAGACCCCGGAGUCCAGAGCCACGUUGCCUGUCGAUGAGCAUUUAUACUGCUUGAAUCAUAUCUCAAGCUCCACCCCGGGUUUCCGAGUGCCGCAUGCGUGGCUUCAGGAAGUCGGAAGAGCAAAGAUGGUGUCAACGAAGGACUUGUGCGGCCAUGGACGUUUCACGAUACUCACUGGUAUUGGUGGGAAGAAUAAAUGGCAGACAGCAGUCGCAAAAACAAAGGAGACCACUGGAGUUGGUAUCAGCAUUGCUACGAUUGGCUGGGGCCAAGAGUAUCAAGACACCUUUUUCCAGUGGUUCGAGAAGCGACAGAUCGAGGAGGAUGGUGCCAUACUGGUCAGACCCGACCUUGUGGUCGCAUGGCGCUGUAAGCAAGCUCCUACGGAGGAACGUGUGCGCCAGGACAAGCUUCUGCAGGUAAUGAGACGUAUCCUCGGAUUUCAGGGGUAG
Zasmidium cellare ATCC 36951 is the source of this 1836-nucleotide messenger RNA. RefSeq lists its product as uncharacterized. The record is from RefSeq and is a predicted model, not a curated record. The coding region runs from base 1 to 1836 and encodes 611 amino acids. NCBI's taxonomy places the organism in Eukaryota, Fungi, Ascomycota, Dothideomycetes, Mycosphaerellales, Mycosphaerellaceae. The transcript has 5 exons. Gene Ontology annotation, molecular function: FAD binding.